UUAAGGCCAUUACUAAUAAUUCGAUUUUGUGUUUAAACCGAAUAUCGAUAGUUUACAGAUGAUCGAUAGACGCUCAUGUGCGUCACUAUGAUACCCGUCUAUUAAGUACGACAUUUAUUUAUACAAAAUGCGAUACUUCUUAUGUGUCAUUGAUCAAAUCAAGUGUCUUAAAAAUAAAUAAACAAAUUAUGUUUUGUUGUGGUAAGAAUAAAUGUAAUCUAUUCUAUCUUUAUUUUAUUAUUUGGAGUUGUUGAAUAUAGUUGAAGUUAUCAUCGUAAGAAAUAAAUACCUAAUAAUUAAUUUUCCAAUUACACACUACAGUAAAGUUUUGAAUGUGAUGCGAAUAUAAUAAUGAAAAUGGACAAGAAGAGUGAAUCUUACUACCAUUGUAUAUUAUGCGCCCAGCUAGAAUGUACCAGUAAAUUAAUCCCAUUGCAAGCAGACGAAGAGGUGUUUCACAAAGCUAUUGUAAAAUUGUCCCGUUUGAAUAUUUUGUACGAUUACGACGAAACACUUCCAAAGAACGUUUGCGAAUCGUGUAACUAUAAUCUUGAGAAAGCAUUUGCAUUCGUAGCAAAAGUUGAGAAAGCCCAUAAUAUUCUAUCUGAUCUUUAUAAAAACAAAAGUAACUUAAAAGAGCAAGAAUCUGAUAUUUCGGAUGAUGAUGAUUUUUUAAAUAACAAACAUUAUAGUAUUUUUAAAGACCAACAGAGCUGUGUUUUGGAAAACAUAAAGGUUGAAUUUUCUGAUGAUCGCCAGAAUCAUGAUUUGGAACAGAAUGAUAAUAUGCAACAUAAACAGAGUGACAUUUCAGAACAUCUGGAUUCUUCAAGAUAUAAAUCUGAAUGCAAUGCUAGCUUAGACUUCGAAAUUUACUCUCAAUCUUCUAACAACUGCUCUGAUAUCUCAGAAGUAAACACAAGUGACCAUAUUCACAACAACAAAACUAAGAGUAGUGGGAGCACAGACUUGACAUUAACCUGGAACAAUUACCUCUGGACUUGUUCCGUCUGUGAAACUCAGUUUUCUAACAAUGAAGAACUAAAACUACAUUCAAUGCAAUACCACCAAAUAUGUAAUGCAUUAAAAUGUUAUGAAUGUAAAAAAAAGAAAUUGCAUUUGAAUGCAUUCAUUGUACAUGUUCAAAGGCAUAACACUCAUCUCAAAUUUAUGUGCUACAAAUGUAAUUGUAAAUUUACAUGUACCCGUGCAUUAAAUAGUCACACAAGAUCAGCUCACGGGCCUAAAACAAAAUAUGUAUGUCCCGGUUGCAAUGUUGAUUUUGAAAGUUCAGAAGAAUUAAAAGUGCAUAUGGAUACAUUCUAUAGAGGAAAAAGGUCCAUACAUGUACCAGUUGAGUUGGUCUCUAAUCAGAAUAGCUUGUCUUGUGAUAUUUGUAAAAAGUCUUUUAAAAAAAAGCAAUUGCUUCACAAUCAUUUACUCAUACAUACUGAUAGAAAGAAGGAGCAUAUCUGUGAUAAAUGUGGUAAAGGUUUUGUUAAUAAUAAUCAAUUAAAAUCCCAUUUAAUAUCACAUAAAGACAAGCGAUCCCAUGAGUGCAAAAUAUGCAAAAGUAGUUUUAAAUCAUUACGACAUUUAAAAAAUCAUAUAGCCACUCACAGUGGUGAGAAGCCUCAUAAAUGUGAUCUAUGUGGCAAAGGGUUCCGUUUGAAGAAAUAUCUCAACUCUCAUAUAAUUAUACACACCAACUCUCUGCCAUAUGAUUGUUCAUAUUGCGAUAAAAAGUUUAGGUUUAAAACUAUUCGGGACCAACAUACUAGACAGCACACUGGAUUCAAACCAUAUUCAUGUGAAAUCUGUUCUAGAGAUUUUACAAAUUGGCCUAAUUAUAACAAACAUAUGAAAAGGCGUCAUGAUUUGAAUAUGGCUAAGAGAAAAACAACACCAGAAGGUGUGUAUCCAAUUAACCCAUCUACUGGUAAAAUAAUAAAAUAUGAUGUUCAUGAAACUCUGGAUUCAAAGAAUCAGAAUAUCAAUGGAAAAGUCAAGAGGAUAUCAUCAACCCAUAAAAAACUACAAAUUAAUGAUUUUGAUGGUGCCCAAAAUGAAAAAUCUGAAACAAAAUGAUUUCUAGUGAACUCUAAUGAUUAUUUAACUAAAGUUUAGUAUUCCAAUUGCAAUUCUAUCUAAACUUCAAAUAAUAAAACUUAAACAUUUUAAAA
Molecule: messenger RNA, 2183 nt
Organism: Papilio polytes (common Mormon)
Lineage: Eukaryota; Metazoa; Arthropoda; Insecta; Lepidoptera; Papilionidae
Product: zinc finger protein 836
Exons: 1
Coding region: 352-2088 (578 amino acids)
Biological process (GO): regulation of DNA-templated transcription
Cellular component (GO): nucleus
Molecular function (GO): DNA-binding transcription factor activity, RNA polymerase II-specific; RNA polymerase II cis-regulatory region sequence-specific DNA binding; zinc ion binding
Source: RefSeq, a predicted model, not a curated record